This is a messenger RNA of Thalassophryne amazonica, 1785 nucleotides long. RefSeq names its product phosphatidylinositol-specific phospholipase C, X domain containing 2 (gene plcxd2). Bases 142 to 1113 code for a protein of 323 amino acids. The transcript has 8 exons. Gene Ontology annotation, molecular function: phosphoric diester hydrolase activity. Gene Ontology annotation, biological process: lipid metabolic process. NCBI's taxonomy places the organism in Eukaryota, Metazoa, Chordata, Actinopteri, Batrachoidiformes, Batrachoididae. The record is from RefSeq and is a predicted model, not a curated record.
UUCUUGCACCAGUUCUGGAACUGCAUUAGAGGAUGAAAUUUCUAUGGAGAUUUUGACCUGUUGGGAGCUCAGGGGAACCCAUGACAGAGAUCCCAUCUACAGCACAGAGUACUGUCCUGAGGAUGUUUGCAUGUGACAGGCAUGAAGACACGACCUGCAGGGAUUGGCAACGUUAAUGCUGACUGGAUGGGUUCACUCCCUUCCAAGCUUAGUGCCAUGCCCCUCAAAUACCUCGCUGUGCCAGGAUCCCAUGAUUCUUUUACAUUCUGGGUGGAUGCGGAAGCACCUGUGGGUCCUGAUCAGAAGACCUACGUCAAGUAUUUGGCCACAGUCUUUCGAGAUUUUGCCAAAAAAGUCAUGGUGAAGUGGUCCAUGACCCAGAAUUUGUCCUUUAAAGAGCAGCUGGAUGCAGGAAUUCGUUACUUUGACCUGAGGGUGUCCUCCAAACCGGGUGAUCCUGGAUACGAGAUCUACUUUAUCCAUGGACUGUUUGGCCACAAGGUGAGGGAUGGCUUGUUACAAAUCAGCUCUUUUCUCAGCAGACACAGGAAAGAGGUAGUGUUUCUGGACUUCAACCACUACUAUGCUAUGGAGGCAGAACACCAUGCGUACCUCAUCAGCAUGCUCCAGGAAGUGUUUGGCAGUAAACUGUGCAACAACUGUGCUGUAGAGAUCAUCACUCUAGACUACCUCUGGAAGAAGAAAUAUCAGGUGAUAGUGUUCUACCAUCAUCCUUCAGCUCAGGAUGUCCCUGUUAUGUGGCCUGGCUACAAGAUUCCUGCUCCAUGGGCGAACACCACCAAACCCAACAAACUCAUACAGUUCCUAGAAACCACUUUGAAGGACAGAGUCAAGCAGGGUGCCUUCCACGUGUCCCAGGCCAUCCUCACACCCAGAGUCAACACUGUGGCUAAAGGCCUGGUCUGGGGGCUUCGAGACUACCUUGUGGAGAGAAACCUGCCAACCAUCAUGUCUUGGGUUGAGGCCCAGAGGCCGGGAGUGGGCGGAGUCAACAUCAUCACCUCUGACUUUGUGGAGCUCACUGACUUUGCCAACAUUGUCAUCAAACUUAACCAUCUGCUGCUGUCGGAACAUAGCCGGAAGCCACGAUGACUGUUUGUAUAUUUAUUUUGCACAACAGAACAAAUCUGACUCAGACCAUGUUGGAGGAGAAAUUAUUUAUUUUAAUCACUGCAGUACCAUGCUGCCACAGUAUUGGAAGCUCUGGUUAAAGUGGUCUUUAUGGCAUUUAUAGUUAAUAUUACAGCACACAUUUGUGAUGGUGUCAGGAUGUUUAUAUUUUAAGAUAUGAGACAGGGCUUUGAACCAACAUUCCACUUAAAUCCAUCUGGGAAGGAAUCACAUCUUUCAAGAAAGCCUUUUCAGCAUCAGCAUGCCUGUGGUAUUCUGAAACAGCUUUUACCGCACCGAUGUUAUGUGAAUAGUGCACAUUUUAUAAGGAUUUAUUUUGCAGCUUACGUUAGAUUUCUGGAUUCUUUUUGUGAAAGUUGUUAUGGCAGAAACACUGGAACAUAUUGUUAUUACUGUGAAUGAAAGGUCACAUCCCAACACGAUCGUAUGACAUGGACUACAUGCAUUUGUGGUACAACAUGUGAAGCAAGUAACAAUAGCUUAUCUAAAGUUAGAACAAUCACAGCUGAGGCUUGUUUUGCAAAGUCUAUUCAUAACUUACAGGUCAGUGAGGAGCUUCACUUUUCAACAUUUGGCAAUUAACAAAUACAAAAAAGGGGAAUAUAUUGAAAUGCAUUUAAACAAUACUUUCAC